GGAUGCAUUAAACUUGACUGUUUCAACAAGCAGGCUUCAGUGUUCAUUUGAAGUGGAUCCAAUUACAUCUUAUAAACUUCUCUGAAUUCACUGUUUACUGUAAAUCUGGUCCAGCAUGUCUUACUUAUCUGACAGCUCUGUUCUCAACAAGGCCCUGCGCCAGCAAUACCUCAGUUUACCUCAGGGAGACUUCUGUCAGGUCACUUAUAUCUGGAUCGACGGCUCUGGAGAGGGUCUGCGUAGCAAGACUCGAACCAUGGAUACUGAACCGAAGAGCAUAGUUGAUCUACCAGAAUGGAACUUCGAUGGUUCCAGUACAGGGCAGGCUGUAGGAUCCAACAGUGACAUGCUUCUGAUUCCAGUUAGCAUUUUCAGGGACCCCUUCCUUUUGGACCCUAACAAACUAGUCCUGUGUGAGGUGCUCAAGCACACCAGAGAAGCUGCAGAAUCUAACCAUCGUAACAACUGUAACAAGGUCAUGGAGAAGGUCAAAGAGGUCCACCCUUGGUUUGGCAUGGAGCAAGAGUAUACACUAUUUGGAGUGGAUGGACACCCUUUCGGCUGGCCUAGACUUGGUUACCCCAAGCCACAAGGGACAGAAUUCCUUCUGAAUCUGAAAUCUGACUCUCAUCUGUCAGGUCCAUAUUACUGCAGUGUUGGUGCUGACAGGGCCUUUGGCAGAGACAUUGUGGAGUGCCAUUAUAAAGCCUGUCUGUAUGCUGGCAUCAAAAUUUGUGGCACUAAUGCGGAGGUCAUGCCCUCUCAGUGGGAGUUCCAGGUGGGACCAUGUGAAGGUAUUGAGCUGGGAGAUCAUCUGUGGAUGGCCCGUUUCGUUCUAAACAGGGUGUGUGAAGACUUUGGGGUGGUGGCCACUUUAGAUCCAAAACCCAUGAAAGGAGAUUGGAAUGGAGCUGGUUGCCACGUCAAUGUGAGCACUGUGCACACCAGAGAGGAAGGAGGGAUUGGACAUAUCGAGAAAGCCAUCGAGAAACUGAGAAAGCGUCAUGCAGAGCAUAUUCGAGUCUACGACCCACAAAAUGGUGAGGAUAACAAGCGCCGCCUUACAGGUCUUCAUGAGACCCAAAGCAUCCAUGAAUUCUCCGCAGGUGUUGCUAACCGAGGGGCCAGCAUCCGCAUCCCCCGCCAGGUUGCUCAGGACAAAUGUGGUUACUUUGAGGAUCGCCGUCCUGCUGCCAACUGUGACCCAUAUGCCGUGACCUGCGCAAUCGCCCACACCUGCAUGCUGGAGGAGGAAGACGUCCAUGAAUUGGAAUAAUACAUUCUACACAGGGUUGUGAGGGUUACUGUUACAGAUUACUGAUUAUUUAACAAUAAAGGCAAUCAGAAACGUAAUCCAAUUACAGCAAUUUGAAAGUAAUGUAAUCAGAUUACUUUUCACUACUUUUUCAUUACCACAAGGGCACAUAUGUAAAUAAAGUCAAGAUAAAAUCAAUAUGAUCUCUAAAACAUUAAAUUAUGCCUUGAAUGCAAACAGAACAUGUUUGAUUAACAUCAUGAGUACUGUUGUAACUGUUAUCUAAGUUAAAGAAACAUGUACACUACCCUACCAAGAAAACAGAAAAUGAGCCGUUAAUGUAGAGCAACUCAGUAUUUUAAAGAAAUCAGUCUGCUACAGAAAAAUAACAUUUAUCAUAAAGCAAAUACAAUCAUAACAGAUGCACUGAAUUAUGUUUUGGUUAACAUUCAACUAAAUCUGACAGGAUAUCCUCAGAUUCAAAAACACUGCAAAGUGUAUUUCUACCAUGCUGCAGUUAGUGUGUACAGGCAAUUGUAAUUUGCACUAUUCAUUAACUUCAGACUGUUUUCAAUAGGUAGAUCACAUGUUAACAUCAUCAUCGUUAUUAUUGUCAUAAUUAAAUGCUGGACAGUGUCUUUCCUCUGCUUACUCAUGAUCCAAAGUCAAACAUCACCAGCUAACAGUUUAUUGCUGAUUUAUAUGUUUAUGUUUAAGGAGGAUUAAAAAAAGUUUUGAUUCCAAAAAGAAAACAAAAUCUAGUUUUAAAGAAUAGAUCUAAACAGAUUUAAACUUUGUGUGCCUUUUCAAUUACUUAUGCCUAAUUACUAUAAGUGUUGAAUAUGUUACAUUUACCUGUUCUCAAGUGUUCAUUAAAAUCAGAUAAA
This is a messenger RNA of Xyrauchen texanus (razorback sucker), 2142 nucleotides long. RefSeq names its product glutamine synthetase-like. Gene Ontology annotation, molecular function: glutamine synthetase activity. Lineage: Eukaryota; Metazoa; Chordata; Actinopteri; Cypriniformes; Catostomidae. Bases 116 to 1276 code for a protein of 386 amino acids. Gene Ontology annotation, cellular component: cytoplasm. The transcript is spliced from 7 exons. The record is from RefSeq and is a predicted model, not a curated record.